Molecule: messenger RNA, 3196 nt
Organism: Ruditapes philippinarum (Manila clam)
Lineage: Eukaryota; Metazoa; Mollusca; Bivalvia; Venerida; Veneridae
Product: vitamin K epoxide reductase complex subunit 1-like protein 1
Exons: 3
Coding region: 122-652 (176 amino acids)
Biological process (GO): peptidyl-glutamic acid carboxylation; vitamin K metabolic process
Molecular function (GO): vitamin-K-epoxide reductase (warfarin-sensitive) activity
Source: RefSeq, a predicted model, not a curated record
AUGUUAGAAGCGGCUUAAAAAAAUUCAAUAUGGCAGCUCCCAUGAAUGUUUGAGAGACGUGUCAACACUGGCCUACUUAUUCUGAGAUUUCAAACAACUGUUUGCGUGACAGUGAAAUAAGAUGAAGUCAACUUUGAAAACACCACGUUCUGUAAUAGUCAGUACAGUUAUAGCUUGUGUUUUGGGGAUUUUAUUAUCAAUAUACGCGUAUCAUGUAGAGACAAAUAUUCACAGUGACCCAAGUUUUCGUGCGUUGUGUGACAUUUCAGAACACAUGAGCUGUUCAAAGGUGUUUUCUUCACGGUAUGGCACAGGGUUUGGAUUGUUGGAGCAUAUUGUAGGAAAGAACAGCACAUUGAACCAGCCCAACAGUGUAUAUGGAGUGAUAUUCUACGUCAUCAUGAUUUCACUAGCUACAAGGACAGAAUACAGUUUAGUUUUAAUUCAGUUAAUCACAGCAAUAUCUGGCGGCCUCGGAUGUGUGUACCUGGCCUACAUUCUAAUGUUCGUUCUCAAUGACUUGUGCGUGGUCUGUGUAUCAACGUACUUUGUUAACUUUGUGUUGAUAAUUUGCUCAGUCAUCAAAUACAAUGCCGUUAAAAACAUGGUGGUCGUCAAGAAAGAAAAAAAUGGCAGAAAGAAAGCAAAUUAACGUACCUGAAUUGGCUGUAGAUUGUAGAUUUUUAUACCAAAUAUUAAUAUAAGAUAUUUACAGCGACUUUAAUCUAGUCGUGCAAAUAAUAUAUUAAUCCAGGUACGAAAGAGAUUCAUGAAUGAUAAUUUUCAUAUACAUUGUAUUGUAUUGUACAUGUACUUUAUGAUUUUCAUAUGUAUUUUUUAGAGCAUGACUAUGUAAAUAACUGACAAAUUAACCAAAUUAAACCAUUUCCAUAUCAUUACACAUAUUCUUGUGUUUAUCCAUCUCCCUAUACAUACACUUUUCUCCACAUUAUUGUAAGGAUUCAGUAUGUGUACUAUUUAUUUGUGAGGUGUUGAUUUUUUGAGAGGUGAUGCUUUUUAUUGAGAGGUGAUGCUUUUUGAGAGGUGGUGAAGCAUUUUUGAGUAACUCAGAUAUGAAAGUUUAUAUAUUGUUUUGUAAUUUUGUUGUUUAUGUGUAUAAAAAAUUGAUGAACAAUAUUAAUUAAAUAAGUUUAUCUAUCAAUAUUCUUACAAUGUUAACAUGGCAUCUUGUGUUUUUAUUUUAUUUUCGAGUCAGUUGCAAAUUAUAAAAACAAUUAUGACAUUUCAUUUCAUUCCAGAUUUCAAGUUUAAUUAAUAUUUUAAUAUGAGUAAUAUCUUUUGUUGAAGAGGUUCAAAUAUUGUGCUUAUUGAUACAUGUAAUUAUAUGGAUUUUAUCAGAAUAAAAAAUCUCUGUAUCUGGUGUAUUAAUACAAAUUAUAAACUGGAAGUAACUGGAUUUUUUAAAACUCAUUUUGCUUGUUUUUUACCCAAUCAACAGUUUCUUAUUUUUAGCUCACCUGAGCACAGAUACCUUGGAUAUGACCUUUUGUGAUUGCAUAAUCUCUUUUUGUAUGUCACGGGUCUCUAAAAACAUUUUUAUAAAUCAAAUGGCUGUAAGUCAAAAGAAGUCCUGCCCUUCAGAACUUUUAUAUAUCCACCUUUUACCUUUGAAGGUGAGACAUAAAGAUCUCUUAGGCCUCUUGCUUAUGUCUCAUUAAUGAAUGAGUUUUUGUUUUUUUUAGCUACCACAUGAUUUGUAAUCAGCAUGACACUGAAAGCUGGUUAGUGCAAUUGUUUAUGAUUAAGUAAAUUUAUUUUAUAAUGACGGAUUCCUUUUUUAUAUACAUGUAUUUUUGUAUACAUAUAUUUUUAUAAACACUGCAGGGACAAUUAAUUGAAUUCCUUCUGACAGAUUACUUAUAAAAUUUAUUUCAUGUUUUACAAGCCCUAUGUUUGCCAUUUUAUCAAACAUUUGAUUUUGCUCAAUUUAUGUUAUUUAUUCUUGCUUUGACAAGUCAACUUGAAUAUUCAUCCCAACAAACAGGCUUUCUGAAGAAGUGAAAAAAUAGAUUGAAAUUGUCUUAGAAUGAAAUUCAAGUUGACAAGUAUAAGCUUUUUGCUCUUUAAAGUUUCAAUAUUUUAAUGUAUUUUGACAGUUUAUUUUCAAUAUGAAAUGUUGAUACAAAAUUUUAUCUAUCAAUUAAUAAUGCUUUCACAUACAGUACAUAGAAUUCAACCUGUAUGACUAACAACAUUGUAUUUAAUUUAUGUAUAAAUUACUAUACUGAUUCACACUUUUUAACUGCCAUUUUUGUUCCUAUAAAAAAUUAUCUUAAAAUUUUAGAUUAAAGACUCAACAUGCAUUUGUGGUAGGUUACUUACGUAAAUUACAACAGACUGACGGACGGACAACCAAAUAACAAUAUAUGCGGAAAUUCUUUCGGGCUUAUAAAAAUGUUAGCCAAAAAUAUUUCGACAAAUGAAGAAAAUGAUAAAAAUAAUCAUUACAAAAUAAUCUUGAAAUACCUUUGCAUUCCCAUAACAGCUAACAUGCAGUUAUAUGCUAUAUAGAAAAAAAUGCAUUCACAGUACUGGCCUUGGACUCAGUGAACAACUUUAUUGUAACUCAUGAACUUUUUAUGCAAGAAUAAUUCAGUUUUGUGACAAAGAUGUGCAGAAUUUAUGAAAGAAAAAAACCCUAAAGGAAUACAAAUGUAGAUCAAACAGUUGUUGUUUAAUCUUUGUCAUGCCAACUGCAACUGAUGGUACACAAGUGACAAGUGCAGACCAAGAUUAGCCGACACUUUGUGCAGUCUGAUCAGGGUCUGUUCUGUUUUUGCUCUUCAGUCAGUAGUUAUGUUUUAAAUAUUUCCUAAAAUAAUUGCUAGAUUUACAAGCCAAUUUUAGAUAAUUAGCGAGGUAAAAGUUGAAAUGUGUGUAUCAGUAUACGACAGGUGUCAUUUAUAUGACAAGAUACUCAUUUGCAUAAUACAUGUACUGACUUUUGAUACAAUAGUUUUGUUAAAAUACUUUAAUUUUUAAGUAGUCUAAGACUACUAGUAUUUGACGAAAAAUAAAAAUUGCGCUGUCCAACACUCUGUGUGUCACAGGGUUUUCAGAAAGCCCCUUAUUACAUAUUGUUUCAUGUGCUGUUAUUUUUGUGUUCAAUAUUUGUAACACUAUAGUGCCUUUUUGAAUGUCCUUUCAUGUAGACUUCAAUAAAAGAUAAGCACUG